AUGUCUGAUCAAAACAGUCAUCCAAAGACAUACGAAGAAUUGCGAAUCAACUACGAAUCCUACAUCGAAACAUCUAAUGCUUUGUAUCGUCUGAAAACAGAAAAUGAAGAAGAAAUAAACUCGAUUUACAAAAAGAUCAAGAUAGAGUUGAUUGAUUCAAUUAUUAAUUUUCCGCAAAAUUUAAUUGUAGACAUUUUAAAUAUUAUUCCGUACAAUAAUCGCUAUUUAAAGAUCAAUAUAAAAGAAUGCAAAUAUUAUAGCAAUUUUGAAUCACUUUUGGUUUAUUUCGAUCAAACAAAUGAUGUUGACCAAUGUUUUCUUUAUUCAUUUAAGUUCAAUAUCCAAUCCAUUUGGGAAUAUUUCCUUUCACAAGGUGCAAAUAUCAAUGCAAAAGAUGAUUGUAAUUUAACAAUUUUUGACUUUGCAGCACUUAAUAAUCCGAGCGAAGAAGCAAUCAAAUUUCUUAUCUCGCACGGGGCCAAUAUCAACAAAAAAGUUCGAAAUGGAGAAACACCUCUUCAUAAAGCAGCCAGAUAUAAUAGAAAAGAAACGAUAAAAAUACUUCCAUUUUUUAACUACUUUACAUGCAUUUAUUUAAUCUUUUUUUUGCACUUGAAUGAAAACCUUUUUAUUAUUAUUAUCAUAAAAUUUUAUUUUGCAUAA
Trichomonas vaginalis G3 is the source of this 663-nucleotide messenger RNA. RefSeq names its product spectrin binding. The transcript has a single exon. Gene Ontology annotation, molecular function: protein binding. Bases 1 to 663 code for a protein of 220 amino acids. The record is from RefSeq and is a predicted model, not a curated record. NCBI's taxonomy places the organism in Eukaryota, Parabasalia, Trichomonadida, Trichomonadidae.